AUGCUUCCGCUCGCCACAAUGUCCGCGCCGAGCUCGCUUCUCCUGCGGCCCGCGGCGCGCCAGCGGACGGCGAGAGAACCAGGACAAAGCUGGGGAGAACAAUCUAUCUCGGGUUCGCAGUCCCGGAGGAAUAAGCUCAGCAACUCCAUCUGUGUGAAAGCAAACAUAACGUGCUGUGCUAACCAGACGCAAACCGCGAAGCGCAAAUCGUUCUCGGGACCCACCUCUCCACCGUCAGGUUCAGUUAAAGAGAAGGUGAAGCCGAGGCUCGACGACGGGGGCGUCGGGUUCCCGCCGUUUCGGUUCGGCGGAGGAGGCGGCGGAGGCGGCGGUGGUGGCAGCAGCUCCUCCGGUGGGUUCAUCCUCUUUGUGAUCGUUUUGCUCCUGGACUACCUGAGGGAGUUCGAGAGAAACCUGCAGAAUGGGCCGCGGAGGGGCAGCGACUACGACAGCGGGCUGGCACCGCAGUAG
Triticum turgidum subsp. durum (durum wheat) is the source of this 471-nucleotide messenger RNA. The record is from the annotation of a GenBank genome assembly. NCBI's taxonomy places the organism in Eukaryota, Viridiplantae, Streptophyta, Magnoliopsida, Poales, Poaceae.